CUGAGUCACUAGCAUGACAGGUGUAAGCCACUAGUGUCCAGCCUGGUGUGGAGAAUGUUUAGAAGAAUUUAAAAUGCGAACAGUGAUGCCUACAACAAUGUUCUCAUUAAGAAGAAUGAGGUGAUUUCUAACAAUAUCUCCAGCUUGAUAUCAUGAAAGCGCAGCAGCAGUUUUGGGAAUUUUGAUCGUUUUCGGAAUAAUUCUGUAUCAAAACCAGAUGAUUCAAUUGAGGUACAUGAAGAGGAACCCAUAAAUGAAAGUGAAGAACAAACUAAAUCUCCUAAUAAUGGAGGAAGUCUGGGUAAAAAAAUGAGAGCCAUUUCAUGGACAAUGAAGAAGAAAGUGAGUAAAAAGUACAUCAAAGCCCUUUCUGAGGAAAAGGAUGAGGAACACGGAGAGAAUGCCCUCCACUAUCGGAAUAGUGACCCCCUGAUUGGGACCCAUACGGAGAAGGGCUUCCUCAAAGCCAGCGACUCCAUGGACAGUCUCUACAGUGGCCUGAGCUCAUCAAGUGGAAUAACUAGCUGUUCAGAUGGCACAAGUAACCGGAACAGCUUCCGACUGGAUGAUGACGUUCCUUACUCAGGACCAUUCUGUGGCCGUGCCAGAGUGCACACAGAUUUCACCCCAAGUCCCUAUGACAACGACUCUCUCAAAAUCAAGAAAGGAGACAUCAUAGAUAUUAUCUGCAAAACACCAAUGGGGAUGUGGACAGGAAUGUUGAACAAUAAGGUGGGAAAUUUCAAAUUUAUCUAUGUGGAUGUCAUAUCAGAAGAGGAAGCAGCCCCCAAGAAAAUAAAGACACAUCGAAGGAGUACAAGCGAAAUACCCAAGACUCUGAAGGAGUUCUUAGAGAAAAUCCACCUUCAGGACUAUACCUCAACACUUUUGCUCAAUGGUUAUGAGACGCUGGAAGAUUUAAAAGAUAUAACAGACAGUCAUCUCAUUGAAUUAAACAUUGCAGACCCAGAAGACAGGAUGAGGCUACUAUCAGCUGCUGAAAAUCUCCUCGAUGAAGAAAUCAUUGAAGAACAAGUAAAUGAAUCUGUGUCUUUAUGCAUAAGCCCAGACAUUUCCUCAAGUAAGUCACAGUUAGAUGACUGUCCAAGAGACUCUGGUUGUUAUAUGUCAUCAGGAAAUUCAGAUAAUGGCAAAGAAGACCUGGAAUCUGAAAGUUUGCCUGACAUGAUAGAGAAGAUUACUCUCACAGAAUCAAGUGAUUGAAUAUCUUCCUCAACUAUAUGUUCUAUUGAUACAUUCCUUUAUAGCUCUCCUUGAUCUACAAGGCAGAAAAGAAGAGAAUAUUUUGUAAAUACAAACCAAAUUAGAAUAUUUUAAUCUGAAUGCUGUACAUACAAGUGCAUACCUCUAACAUUCACAGGAGUUGUAAGUAAAAUGUACAUUUAUUAAAUGCUAUGUAAUUUGCAUAGAUUAGAAAAUAUUACAAUGUAAGGCUCUGAUAUGUAUUACACACACUUUCUAUUACAAACAUGAAAAUAUGAAAAUUUUCUUUUACACAAACCAGUUUUGAACAUGUGUGUAUUAGUAAGUUAAUAUUAAUGGAAGGUCUUUUGGUUGAACUGAUUUGUACAAGUAAUAUGUAUACUCAUUUUUGUUUUGUUGGGAAAUUGUAUUGAUAUUGGGAACUUUGUAUCCUUGACUUGGAGUAUUAGUAAAUUUUGUGUUGAUCUCUUUA
Molecule: messenger RNA, 1696 nt
Organism: Dipodomys ordii (Ord's kangaroo rat)
Lineage: Eukaryota; Metazoa; Chordata; Mammalia; Rodentia; Heteromyidae
Gene: Samsn1
Product: SAM domain, SH3 domain and nuclear localization signals 1
Exons: 8
Coding region: 310-1224 (304 amino acids)
Molecular function (GO): protein binding
Source: RefSeq, a predicted model, not a curated record